UCAGCACCGUGCAACGUGCUGGCAUUCGCAAAAAUGGACACGGGCAACGGCCUUCACUAUCCAAAGCGGGUCGUCACGCUCGACCAUAUCCUAGUGAUUACUAUGCACCAGCCGGGUAAAUGGUUAUUUGUAGCGCCCACCGACGAACCUAUAAGUAUUACCUGCGACGGAAACCCCGCCUCGUACGAAACAUUAAGACACGUAGGUGUAUUGACUUUGGUAGGCGUAUGUACGGUAACCGCCCAGAGUUUCAGCUUGCGAACCAUCCGUCGCAUCACCCAGGUCGCCAACGAGGACUACUUGCCCCCCUUCAAUCUCACACUAUCGGAGAUGGACGAAGUUAGUCCCCCGCGAGUGACCAGCGAUAUCGGAACGGUGAAACUUGUUAAAGUGCUACGAAACCCCGAGGAGUUAGCGCGCCUCGGGACGCGAGUGUCUAGCAUUAAGGCAUGCCUGGACCAGGACGACCAACACCUAGAACAAUAUUAUCAUAAUCUAGGGUGCUACUCAUUGGGUACAAUAGCGCCAAUAGCAUUGGUUUGUUUUGCCGUGUACAAGUGUUACAAGCGUAAGCAUAAUUCGACAUCAACGACGCUGACUCUCACGCCGAACUCGGUGACGCCCGCGGUAAACAUCCAGUUAGAACCGCUAGUAUCAAGGCCAGAUAACCUUAGAGCGGCAUUAAAUAGAUCACGCGAAAGGCGUUUUCGCUGGGCCGACCAGAUCCCGCAAGACAGAACCAAUGCUACGGGCAGACACGCCAGUUAAAUUAAGGGAAUUGUAUCCAAAGUAAUUAUGGAAGCUGUGCUCCACUAGGAAAAUGACCAGAAUCAAGUCUUCACUCGAGGCCACCAGGGGCGAACGCUGUGUACAAAUUGUGCGAUUUUCUUUAAGGGGGGAUGGAUAUUGUGCUGGGAGUCUCCUGACCCCAUUGAGAAACGCCAGGCCAAGUAGUUCACGCGUGUAGCAAUGCGCUAAGUCAGAACUAAAGGCGGCCUGACAACCGAGAUGUGGAAAUCGAAAUAUCGCACAAUAAUCACUUUUCGGAAGUCCAGCUUAUAGCUGCACAUCCGAAAAUCGACAGUCUACAGUUAAAAUCCGAACGGGUGAGGUGGUCUCGUGGAGUAGACUCGGUACAGGAAAUAGGAAGACCGAACGGUGCCUAUAUUUUUCCAAGUCGACGUACGUCGAAAUACUGUACAACACACUUGAUUAUUUCAACAAACCUUCUCAGUUUUGUUGUAUUCACGCGUGUUUCAAGUCCUAAACCUGCAACGAUCCCAAAAAUACCUUGGUCCUAACCUCUCGAUCGAACUCCUUCGUCACCGAGACGUUACGGCACAAUAAGACUAUGGCGAAGCGAUCCUUCCAGAUCUAGGAAACGUAAAGAAUAAUGUACGGGUAGAUGUGCAGACGGAAGAACAGGAAAAUGUACGGGAAAAAGUCCCGGUAAAAGUACCGGCGAGGAACACUAGGACACCCGGGGUAUGAACGAAGCCCUUUGUAAAUUUCAUUUCUUUAAUGUAAUUAUAGUGCGUGGUAAGUUACAGAAUGUGGUGUGGUUACGAGUUAGGGUAUAUUCCGUAAUUGAUCCACAGUUGUUCUUAUUAAAUUUUAGCUAAUGACAUCCAUCGAUUUUUGUUAGCAGUCGAAAUCAAUCGAUGCAAUUGACUGAAAUUUAAUAACUAUAACCGUGGUUCAAUUACAGAAUAUGCCCUUAGUUUCCAUUGCGCAUGGUUGAAAUGGAUUUCACCAAUCAACUUACAAUAUAUUCCGUUCGAAUCUCUGUUUUGAUUAAAUAGCUCAACGUCAAUCCUGCACGGUGGAAAUAUAUUAAAUGACUUUUGUCGGUGCUUUAACCUAUAUAAUUUCUCAAAAAGUAGUUUUCUAGCCCGUUUUUAGCCAAUUGUCAAGUAAUUUGUGUUAUGCGAUGUAGAUAUUUAAACAACUGUAGAUAUUUGACAGUUCCUAUAAGAAGACAUGAUUUUAAGGUUAGAUUUACUUUACGAAUGUCAGUAUUAACAAACUUGUAGCAAUUUAAUAUGUGAUUAGAAUGCAAGUAAUUUUAGAAUAUAUUAUACUUAAUACUGCUGAUAGUACUUUAUCGUCUAGGUUUAUAUUGUAAUUUGAACUUAAAGUACUUAUCAAUAUGUGAUUGCGAAGUUGAAAAUGUUUCUAUUCCAAUCUUUACGUUUCAUCAUUUAUGUUCCCAGGUACUUCCUAAAUGUCCAUUCCAUUUUUAACACACUCGCUCCAGCAGUUUUCGAUAGACUUCUGUUCACAAACAUUUCCAACUGAAUUUAGAACAACUAUUCGCAACUAAAAAAAUAAAAUUUCUGUUGCUGUGAUCAAAUCAACUUCUGGGCAUCUCAAGGUGAAGCAUGUAUAAUCCUCCAUCGUCCUAACCGUAUGCUCCUCACAGCUAAUAGCAAAUCUAUUUUCAGAUUCCUUCUUGAUGUCCAUUCCCUUUCCUGGAUGCUCGUGUACCUGUUCGUUUUCAUUACGUGCAUCGUUUCACCGCAAAUCUCAAACGUGCAUGUUAGGUGAUACACUCUGUAGAGCACUAAGGAUCGCUUUGGUAAAUAAAAUGUGUAUGGAAACAAUACACAGGAAUUUUUGGAAAUGACGCAUCGCCAUAUGCUGGAAAUGGUAGCUUAUAUUGUAAAUAUCGAAUCAGCGAUUUUGGAAGAAGGAAUUAUCGACAAGCAGAUUACCACCACAGGUUAAAUCCGGACAUUGGUCAUCUUACAUUUUAAGGAAUAUAAGUACACUCGAUGCUGGGUUACCGACAGACCGGCAGAAAAAUUUAGUGGAAAAUGCGUUGUAGUCUAUUGUUAAAAAUUCAAAGUCGAUUUUAAAAUGUUCUUGGUUGUAUUUUAAGAAUAAAAAAUGAUUAUAACCACUG
Messenger RNA from Cephus cinctus (wheat stem sawfly), 2905 nucleotides. RefSeq lists its product as uncharacterized. The coding region runs from base 34 to 768 and encodes 244 amino acids. The record is from RefSeq and is a predicted model, not a curated record. The transcript is spliced from 2 exons. NCBI's taxonomy places the organism in Eukaryota, Metazoa, Arthropoda, Insecta, Hymenoptera, Cephidae.